AUGUCGUCGAUGGCAUGGAUGUUGGUGCUAUUGCUAUUAGCUGCAUGGGCAGGCAGGGCCUCUAGCUCACUGGUGGCGAAGCCAGGCUGCCAGGCGCGAUGUGGCGACAUCGACGUCCCCUACCCGUUCGGCAUCGGUGCCGGCUGCUUCCGCCCGGGCUUCGAGAUCGCCUGCAACAACAUGACGCCGUUUUUGCCGGACGUCACCGUCCUGGUGCAGCUGCCUGUGGCGCACCAGUGCUUGGACGCCACCGGCAACGAGACCACCGGCAGCUUCGACGGCAGGUUGGCGGUCAACAAGCUGGACGUGUACCGCAUCUCCAACACCGCCAACGAGCUCUUUGUCCUGGGCUGCAAUACCCUCGUCUACGCCAGCAGAGGGAAGUCGAGGUCCCAGGUCCGGAACGAGUCAACCGUCGCCUACUUCAGCGGUUGCGUGGCCUACUGCAACAAAGCCCAGAAGGCGCAGGACGACAUGUGCAACAGCAUCGGAUGCUGCCGCGUCGAAAUCUCGCCGUUGCUCACCAGCACCAGGAUGAGGUUCGAGAAAUGGGCACGCAAGCGCAUCGACUUGAGGCACCCCUGCAGCUAUGCCUUCAUCGUGCAGAAGGACCACUACGUCUUCAAGGCCGCUGACCUGGAGAGGACGCCGGAGCCGGACCCGGCAAAGCGAUGGAGCAUGCCACUUUGGCUCGACUGGGCCAUCCGCGACGGCAGUAACUCCUCGUCCUGUCCUGUGCCGGACAAGACGCCGGGAUACGCUUGCGUGAGCAACCGCAGCGAGUGCGCCAAGUCUACCAACGGGAAUGGAUAUUACUGCAUAUGCAACAAAGGCUACGAGGGCAACCCAUACCUUGAAAACGGAUGCACGGAUAUCGACGAGUGUAAAGAGCCACAAUUAUAUUCAUGCUUAGGCAAGUGUACCAACAUGGAUGGAUCUUUCGAGUGCACGUGCUCACAAGGAUACCAAGGAAACGCCACCCACAAAGAUGGUUGUGUCCGGUCCAUAAACACAGCUUUAAUCAUUGGCCUAUCAGUUUCUAGUGGCCCAACUAUUCUAAUUUUGUUUCUUGCCUCAAAGAUAAUAGUCCGCCAGCUUAAGCAUCAAAAGGAACAAAAGUUGAGACAAAAAUUCUUCAAUCAAAAUCGUGGACAAUUGUUGCAAAAAUUGGUAUCUCAUCGGUCAGAUAUUGCAGAGAGGAUGAUCAUCCCUCUAAGGGAGCUAGAAAAGGCCACAAACAAGUUUCAUCCAACUCGUAAGCUUGGUGGUGGAGGGCAUGGUACCGUAUACAAAGGAAUUUUAUCAGACUUGCAUGUUGUUGCAAUCAAAAAGUCAAAUAUUGUGGUCAAGAGUGAGAUUAACGAGUUUAUAAAUGAAGUUUCCAUACUCUCACAGAUCAAUCAUAGGAACAUUGUAAAGCUUUUUGGAUGUUGUCUUGAGACAGAAGUCCCCUUGUUGGCUUAUGAGUUCAUUUCCAAUGGAACCCUAUGUGAUUAUCUUCACAAGAAUCCACUAAGACCAGUACCUUGGCGAGACAUAUUAAGGAUUGCUACAGAAAUUGGCAAAGCCCUUUCUUAUCUUCACUCGGGUAUUUCUGUCCCCGUAAUACACAGAGAUAUAAAGUCCACUAAUAUACUUCUUGAUGCUGCUUUGACAGCGAAGGUGUCUGACUUUGGAGCUUCAAGGUACAUUCCUAAAGAUAAAAGAACAAUCACAACAGUGGUGCAGGGAACGUUGGGAUAUUUAGAUCCUAUGUACUUUUAUUGUGGUCGUCUAACAGAAAAAAGUGAUGUUUAUAGCUUUGGAGUUAUUCUCGUUGAGUUGCUUACAAGGAAGAUGCCAAUUAUAUAUAGAUCCUCCACCGGUGAUGGGCUAGUUGCACAAUUUGCUGAACUACUUGCAGAAGGUAAAUUAGUAGAAAUACUAGAUCCACAAGUAAUUGAGGAGGGAGGUAGCCAAGUUGAAGUGGUAGCUUCUCUAGCUAUGUCGUGCAUAAAGCUAAGAGCAGAGGAGCGGCCAACUAUGAGGUCAGUGGAGAUGACAUUAGAAGCACUUCAAGGACCCAAAGAGCAUUUUCGGGUUCGGGACGCGACAUAUGAGGGGAGUUAUUCAGCAAUGAGAUAUAUAUCACCAAUAAGAAGGACAAGCUUAGAGGAGACGAGCAGGCAAUAUAGUCAAGAAGAAGAGUUUGUGUUGUCUGGAAGCUACCCUCGAUAGUCUUACUUAUAGUUUACAUGUGAAAGAGUUGGUAUGUAUAACAUGCACGUGUGUUGUGUAUUUCGAACAUUGUCUGUGCUUCAAUUUGUUGUUGCUUUAAUGUUAUGUUUCUAAUCAAAGUAUGUCAAUUACAUGGUUGAUUGUUUCUUCAUUGAACAACUGCUUCCUUCAUAAUGUGGGCACUCACCGUAUAGUACAUAUACUUAUUUAUCUUCAAGCUGGGUUGCCCAAAUUUGCAUUGCUCACAUAAUAGAAAUUCUGAAAAAAAAUUUCAAGGUAUAUGUAGUGCUCAAAAUGUUGCUGAUCAAAGAUAUAGUUAGCUAGUGCGGUUAAUAUUUUCUAUUUCAAAAUUCAAGGUGAUUUUAAAAAUAACUAGCAAAGUAGUCCCUUCCUGCAAAUCUGAGGUGUAACAUAUUAUUUCAUAAUUUUGUAUAUUAUAUGGGAGAUUAAUAUUUCACAACUUUUAAGGGAUGAUUUCGGUGGACAGUAUCUACCAGAGAGCUCUAGAGAUAGUUAUUAAUGAUCUAUGCUGAAUAAAUUAAUUUGAAGUUUUAUUAGUUAUAUUAUUUUAUGAAAACAAUAUACUUAUUCUCUUUUAAAACCUUAUAUACG
This is a messenger RNA of Triticum urartu, 2829 nucleotides long. The record is from RefSeq and is a predicted model, not a curated record. NCBI's taxonomy places the organism in Eukaryota, Viridiplantae, Streptophyta, Magnoliopsida, Poales, Poaceae.